CAUUUUCAUCAAAAGUGGGAAAUUUCCCGGCCCUUUCCCGUCACCUCAGAUGGGGGCGGGAUGACUAGUCCUCUCUCCGGCCAAUUGUAUCACGCGACGUCCUGUGACAAAGUGACUGACACUUCACGGUGCAAAUGAAGUUUCCCGUGGUUGCGGUUCCCUGUGACUGAACACGAGGCUAGCUAAUCCGCUUUAAGGUUGUACCGCGAUCGUCAGAGAGAUUGGCCAAUAGACAAAGACAACGACCGGAAGUCGGCUCGUGGGUAGUUAGAAGGCGGGGGUUCGCAACCGCCUAGGCCUGCGCGGGUCAACGCAGCUUGGGGGCCGCGAGCCAGCAAGCGGCGCGUGACGAGGGGCCUGAGCGACGGGUCACCGUGACCAAUGAUCUGCAGCCGCCGGGGAGCUGCAGCCAGUGUGUUCCAGAAAGCAACUUCAGACUCAGUAGCAGCCCAUCCCAUACUUCCCUCUCUGAUUCCCCAGGUUGAAUCAUUUAUUUUGGACCAAGAAGAUUUGGAUAACCCAGUGCUUAAAACAACCUCAGAGAUAUUCUUAUCAAGUACAACAGAAGGAGCAGACUUACGUACUGUGGACCCAGAGACACAGGCACGACUUGAAGCUUUGCUAGAAGCAGCAGGAAUCGGCAAAUUGUCAACUGCUGAUGGUAAAGCUUUUGCAGAUCCGGAGGUCCUCCGAAGACUGACGUCCUCCGUUAGUUGUGCGCUGGAUGAAGCUGCUGCUGCCCUGACUAGGAUGAGAGCAGAAACCAGCCAGAAUGCAGGCCAUGUGGACACUCGAAGCCUGGCAGAAGCCUGUUCAGAUGGGGAUGUGAAUGCUGUACGUAAAUUGCUAGAUGAAGGAAGAAGUGUAAAUGAACAUACAGAAGAAGGAGAAAGCCUGUUGUGUUUGGCUUGUUCAGCAGGGUACUAUGAAUUAGCACAAGUCUUGCUUGCUAUGCAUGCUAAUGUUGAAGAUCGAGGGAAUAAAGGAGACAUAACUCCCUUGAUGGCAGCUUCCAGUGGAGGUUAUUUAGAUAUUGUGAAGUUAUUACUACUUCAUGAUGCAGAUGUCAACUCCCAGUCUGCAACAGGAAACACUGCACUAACUUAUGCCUGUGCUGGAGGAUUUGUUGAUAUUGUGAAAGUGCUACUUAAUGAAGGUGCAAAUAUAGAAGAUCAUAAUGAAAAUGGACAUACCCCUUUAAUGGAAGCAGCCAGUGCAGGUCAUGUGGAAGUUGCAAGAGUUCUUCUAGACCAUGGUGCAGGCAUCAACACUCACUCGAAUGAAUUCAAAGAAAGUGCUCUUACACUUGCAUGCUAUAAAGGCCAUUUGGAUAUGGUUCGCUUUCUUCUUGAAGCUGGUGCAGAUCAAGAACACAAAACAGAUGAGAUGCACACUGCCUUAAUGGAGGCUUGCAUGGAUGGACAUGUUGAAGUGGCACGUUUACUUUUGGAUAGUGGUGCUCAAGUAAACAUGCCUGCAGAUUCGUUUGAGUCUCCAUUGACCUUAGCUGCCUGUGGAGGACAUGUUGAAUUGGCAGCUCUGCUUAUUGAGAGGGGAGCAAAUCUGGAAGAAGUCAAUGAUGAAGGUUACACUCCUUUAAUGGAAGCUGCUCGAGAAGGACAUGAAGAGAUGGUGGCGUUACUCUUAGCACAAGGAGCAAAUAUUAAUGCCCAGACAGAAGAAACUCAAGAAACUGCUCUUACCUUGGCUUGCUGUGGAGGGUUUUCUGAAGUUGCAGACUUCCUGAUUAAGGCAGGGGCUGAUAUAGAACUUGGCUGCUCCACACCUCUCAUGGAAGCUUCUCAGGAGGGACACCUGGAGUUGGUUAAAUAUUUGCUGACUGCUGGUGCUAAUGUGCAUGCCACAACAGCAACAGGAGACACAGCCUUAACCUAUGCUUGUGAAAAUGGACACACAGAUGUUGCAGAUGUUUUACUUCAAGCAGGGGCUGAUUUAGAGCAUGAAUCUGAAGGUGGACGAACCCCUUUGAUGAAAGCUGCACGAGCUGGUCAUUUGUGUACUGUGCAGUUUCUAAUUAGCAAAGGUGCCAAUGUGAAUAGGGCUACAACCAAUAAUGAUCAUACCGUCGUGUCGUUGGCAUGUGCAGGAGGCCACCUGGCAGUGGUUGAGCUGCUGUUGGCUCAUGGGGCUGACCCUACUCAUCGACUCAAGGAUGGCUCUACAAUGCUCAUUGAAGCAGCAAAGGGUGGUCACACCAAUGUUGUUUCUUACCUGUUGGAUUAUCCAAAUAAUGUUUUGUCAGUUCCUACUCCAGAUGUGUCUCAGCUUACUUCACCUUCUCAAGAUCAAUCUCAGGUUCCACGUGUACCAAUGCAUACACUUGCCAUGGUUGUACCUCCACAGGAACCCGACAGAACUUUGCAGGAGAAUUCUCCUGCCCUUUUAGGAGUACAGAAAGGUACAUCCAAGCAGAAGUCCAGUUCCCUGCAGGUAGCAGAUCAGGACCUACUGCCACCUUUUCACCCAUACCAGCCUUUGGAAUGCAUAGUAGAGGAAACUGAAGGCAAGCUGAAUGAACUGGGACAAAGAAUUAGUGCUAUUGAAAAAGCACAGCUUAAAUCAUUGGAGUUAAUUCAAGGUGAACCUCUGAACAAAGAUAAGAUAGAAGAACUUAAAAAGAACAGAGAAGAGCAAGUCCAGAAGAAGAAGAAAAUUCUGAAAGAACUGCAGAAAGUGGAAAGGCAGUUGCAAAUGAAAACACAACAGCAAUUUACCAAAGAAUACUUGGAAACCAAAGGUCAGAAAGAUACAGUGUCUCUUCACCACCAGUGCUCUCAUAGAGGAGUCUUCCCAGAAGGGGAAGGAGAUGGUAGUCUCCCAGAGGAUCACUUUUCAGAGUUACCUCAGGUUGACACAAUCUUAUUUAAAGAUACCGAUGUUGAUGAUAUGCAGCAGUCUCCACCAUCGGCAGAACAAAUUGAUUUUGUCCCAGUCCAGCCUUUACCAUCUCCACAGUGUACCUUUUCCAGUGAUAUAGGCCCUAACGGGACCAAUUCUCUUGAACUUCAGAAAGUAUCAGGUAAUCAACAGAUUGUAGGACAGCCUCAGAUUGCUAUUACUGGACACGAUCAGGGGCUGUUAGUUCAAGAACCAGAUGGACUAAUGGUGGCAACUCCAGCCCAGACGCUAACCGACACUCUUGAUGACCUGAUAGCAGCUGUGAGUAGCAGAGUACCCACUGGUUCAAACAGUUCUUCUCAAACCACAGAUUGUAUUACACCUGAAUCCUGUUCACAGACUCCAAGCAAUGUGGCUUCCCAGUCUAUACCCCCUGUGUAUCCAUCAGUUGACAUUGAUGCACAUACGGAGAGCAAUCAUGACACAGCAUUAACAUUGGCUUGUGCGGGCGGUCAUGAAGAACUUGUAUCUGUACUUAUUGCAAGAGAUGCUAAAAUUGAGCACAGAGAUAAAAAAGGUUUCACACCACUGAUCCUGGCUGCAACAGCAGGGCAUGUUGGGGUUGUUGAAAUUCUUUUGGAUAAAGGUGGAGAUAUAGAAGCACAGUCUGAGCGAACGAAAGAUACUCCACUUUCAUUGGCAUGUUCUGGUGGACGUCAGGAGGUAGUAGACUUACUGCUGGCUCGAGGUGCAAAUAAAGAACAUAGGAAUGUGUCUGAUUAUACGCCACUGAGUCUGGCUGCAUCUGGAGGAUAUGUUAAUAUCAUAAAGAUUCUCCUUAAUGCUGGGGCCGAAAUUAAUUCAAGGACUGGGAGUAAACUAGGAAUUUCUCCCCUGAUGUUGGCUGCAAUGAAUGGACAUGUUCCUGCAGUGAAACUGCUCCUUGAUAUGGGUUCAGACAUUAAUGCCCAGAUAGAGACAAACCGGAACACAGCCCUCACCCUGGCCUGUUUCCAGGGCCGAGCCGAAGUAGUGAGUUUGCUUCUGGACCGAAAAGCCAAUGUUGAACACAGGGCAAAGACUGGUCUGACCCCAUUAAUGGAAGCUGCUUCUGGAGGAUAUGCUGAGGUUGGCCGAGUUCUCCUGGAUAAAGGAGCAGAUGUCAAUGCGCCACCGGUGCCGUCCUCCAGGGACACUGCUCUUACCAUAGCAGCAGACAAAGGCCACUACAAGUUCUGUGAGCUCCUGAUUAGUAGGGGAGCUCACAUUGAUGUUCGUAACAAGAAGGGAAAUACGCCUCUUUGGCUGGCUUCCAGUGGUGGGCAUUUUGAUGUAGUUCAGUUGUUAGUACAAGCUGGUGCUGAAGUGGAUGCAGCAGAUAACCGGAAAAUCACACCACUCAUGUCAGCAUUCCGCAAGGGUCAUGUCAAAGUUGUUCAGUAUUUGGUGAAGGAAGUCAAUCAGUUUCCUUCUGAUAUAGAAUGCAUGAGAUACAUAGCAACAAUUACAGAUAAGGAACUACUGAAAAAAUGUCACCAAUGUGUUGAGACUAUUGUGAAGGCUAAAGACCAACAGGCUGCAGAAGCAAAUAAGAAUGCAAGUAUUCUUUUAAAGGAACUUGAUCUGGAAAAGUCGAGAGAAGAGAGCAGAAAGCAGGCUCUUGCAGCUAAAAGAGAAAAAAGAAAAGAAAAGAGAAAAAAGAAAAAAGAAGAACAGAAAAGGAAACAGGAGGAAGAUGAGGAAAACAAGCCUAAGGAAAAUUCAGAACUACCAGAGGAUGAAGAUGAAGAGGAGAACGAUGAAGAUGUUGAGCAAGAAGUUCCCAUAGAGCCUCCUAGUGCAACUACCACCACCACAAUUGGAAUCUCUGCAACAUCUACAACAUUCACCAAUGCGUUUGGGAAAAAAAGGGCCAACGUGGUGACAACCCCCAGCACCAAUCGGAAAAAUAAGAAGAAUAAAACAAAGGAGACCCCUCCCACAUCACAUUUAAUAUUACCAGAACAACAUCUAUCUUUAGCACAACAAAAGGCUGAUAAAAAUAAAAUAAAUGGAGAACCUAGAGGUGGUGGUGCAAAUGGGAAUAGUGAUUCAGAUAAUUUGGACAGCACAGACUGCAACAGUGAGAGUAGCAGUGGUGGUAAAAGCCAAGAGUUAAAUUUCACUAUGGAUAUGAACUCUUCUAAUGAUAGGAGAUACCCCUCACUGCUUGUCCAUUCCCAAGAAGAAAAGACGAGUUCCACAACUUCCAAAACUCAGACACGAAAGACAGAUUUACAGAGAAAACAAGAGACAGAGGUCUUCCAUCCGCUGGUUCACUCCCAAAAUGGCUGCGACAGAGCUGAACUGAUCCGAAGCCAAGAGCCAGGAGCUUCUUCUGGGUCUCUCACACUUGAAGGUGAAGUAAAUCCUAAUUCCUCAGCCACAAGCUACAAGUCAGUGUCACUGCCAUUAAGUUCUCCAAACCUAAAGCUGAAUCUCACUAGCCCUAAAAGGGGUCAAAAAAGAGAGGAAGGGUGGAAAGAAGUUGUAAGAAGGUCAAAGAAGUUAUCUGUUCCAGCCUCUGUAGUAUCCAGGAUAAUGGGAAGAGGAGGAUGCAACAUUACUGCAAUACAAGAUGUUACCGGAGCCCACAUUGAUGUGGAUAAACAAAAAGAUAAGAAUGGCGAGAGGAUGAUCACAAUAAGAGGUGGUACAGAAUCAACAAGAUAUGCAGUUCAACUUAUCAAUGCACUUAUUCAGGAUCCUGCUAAGGAAUUAGAAGACUUAAUUCCUAAAAAUCAUAUCAGAACACCUACCAGUACCAAAUCCAUUCAUGCAAACUUCUCAUCUGGAGUAGGCACCACAGCAGCUUCUAGUAAAAAUGCAUUUCCCUUGGGUGCUCCAGCUCUUGUAACUUCACAAGCCACAACAUUAUCUACGUUCCAGCCCACUAAUAAACUUAAUAAGAAUGUGGCAACAAAUGUACGGUCUUCUUUCCCAGUUUCUCUACCCUUAGCUUAUCCCCACCCUCAUUUUGCUUUGCUAGCUGCUCAAACUAUGCAACAGAUUCGACAUCCACGCUUACCCAUGGCCCAGUUUGGAGGAACCUUCUCACCUUCUGCAAACACUUGGGGACCAUUCCCAGUGAGACCUGUCAAUCCUGGCAACACAAACAGCUCUCCAAAGCAUACUCCUACAAGCAACCGUCUGCCUAACCAGAAUGGGACUGUUUUGCCAACAGAGUCUCCUGUACUAACUACUGCUGCUUGUCCCAUCACUGUCUCUUCUGUGGUUGCUGCCAGUCAGCAACUGUGUGUGACUAAUUCCCGGACUCCUUCAUCAGUCAGAAAGCAGUUGUUUGCCUGUGUGCCUAAGACAAGUCCCCCGGCAACAGCAGUUUCUUCUGUGACAAGCACUUGUAGUUCCCUGGCUUCUGUCUCCUCUGCACCUGUCACAAGUGGGCAAGUUACAACCACAUUUUUGCCCACAAGUACUCAAGCACAGCUUUCUUCACAAAAAGUGGAGUCUUUCUCUACUGUGCCAUCCCCCAAAGAGAAAGCGCCUACACAGGACCAGCCUACAGCAAAUCUGUGUAGCCCAUCUUCAACUGCAAAUAGUUGCAGUAGCUCUGCCAGCAACACCACAGGAGCUCCAGAAACUCAUCCACCCAGUAGUCCCACUUCUCCCUCCAGCACCACCCAGGAGGAGGCACAGCCGUCCAACGCAUCUGAUUUAAGCCCUGUAUCAGUACCUUUUGCAUCCAACUCAGAAUCUGCUCCACAGACUUUGACAUCACCCAGAAUGGUUUCUGCUGAUAAUCAGGACACCAAUAAUUUACCUCAGUUACCUAUCCCAGCUCCUCGAGUUUCUCAUCGAAUGCAACCAAGAGGUUCUUUUUACUCAGUGGUACCAAAUGCAGCCAUCCACCAGGAUUCCCCAUCUAUUUUUGUUACAAAUCCAGUACCUUUAACACCACCUCAAGGCCCACCGGCUGCCGUGCAGCUGUCUUCAGCCGUGAACAUUAUGAAUGGUUCUCAGAUGCACAUCAACCCAGCGAACAAGUCUUUACCUCCUACGUUUGGCCCAGCCACACUUUUUAAUCACUUCAGUAGUCUUUUUGAUAACAGUCAGGUGCCAGCCAACCAGGGUUGGGGAGACGGUCCACUGUCGUCACGGGUUGCUGCAGAUGCAUCAUUCACUGUUCACUCAGCAUUCCUGAGUAACUCUGUACUUGGACACUUAGAAAACGUGCAUCCUGACAACUCCAAGGCACCUGGCUUCAGACCACCUUCCCAGCGAGUUUCUACUAGUCCUGUUGGGUUACCAUCUAUUGACCCAUCAGGCAGCUCCCCAUCUUCCUCUUCUGCUCCUCUGACAAGUUUCUCCGGUAUACCAGGAACAAGGGUUUUCCUACAAGCGCCACCUCCUGUUGGGACUCCUAGUUUCAACAGACAACAUUUUUCUCCCCAUCCUUGGACAAGCGCCUCAAACUCAUGUGACUCUCCUAUUCCAUCUGUUUCUUCGGGAUCAUCUUCACCUCUUUCAGCCACUUCUGCUCCACCACCUUUGGGCCAAGCAAAAGCAGGCAGUGCAAGUCAGGAUCGGAAGAUACCGCCUCCCAUUGGAACUGAGCGACUGGCACGGAUUCGGCAAGGAGGUGCUGUGACACAGGCUCCUGUGGGGACCAGUUUUGUAGCUCCUGUUGGACACAGUGGAAUCUGGUCAUUUGGUGUUAAUGCCAUGUCAGAAGGCUUAUCAGGUUGGUCGCAGUCUAUGAUAGGAAACCAUCCAAUGCAUCAACAGCUAUCAGACCCAAGCACAUUCUCUCAGCAUCAGCCAUUGGAGAGAGAUGAAUCUGGAAUGGUAGCCCCCUCUAACAUUUUUCAUCAACCCAUGCCAGGUGGUUUUGUGGAUUUUUCCAAAGGUUUGCCAAUUUCCAUGUAUGGAGGCGCUAUAAUACCUUCUCAUCAGCUUGCUGAUGUUCCAGGAGGCCCACUGUUUAACGGACUUCACAACCCAGAUCCUGCUUGGAAUCCUAUGAUAAAAGUUAUCCAAAAUUCAGCUGAUUGCACUGAUGCCCAACAGGCCAGUCUGCUUCCUUCAGUCCCUGCUCUCAAAGGGGAAAUUUCAUCACCUCAGCUAACGAGACCGAAGAAGAGAGUUGGACAGCCAGUGGUGACCUCUCCUAACCAGAGGCACCAGGAUCAUCUACGACCGAAAGUUCCUGCUGGAGUGCAAGAACUCACCCAUUGCCCGGACACCCCCUUGCUGCCUCCCUCAGAUUCCCGGGGUCACAACUCCUCCAACAGCCCCACCCUCCAAACUAGAGGAGCUGAAGGAGCAGAAGGAGACAGAGGAAGAGAUACCCGAUGACGCACAAUUUGAAAUGGACAUCUAAUCCAGUGCAGAUGAACCCUGGUGUGGAAUUAUAGAGGGAGCCCUCAAGCCGCUGCUGCCAUCACCUCUUUCUGGGGUAUCCAAAGGCCAGCUGGUCUCAUCUGAUGUGGAAGGAACUGACUUAUUGAUUCCGGGCCUCCUUUAGUUCUGAGGCAGCUAGACCAGGGAUAAGAGUGGGCUAUUUGCCAAGCCCUAGCUCUAUUUUAUCCUUGGUCUGUAGGUACUCCUCCUAACCCAUCCCUCUAUGCUUAGGGGCUGGGACUGAGGGUGGAGUAUGUCACCUUUUGUCUGCUUAGUAAACAUUCAGAGAAAUGC
Ochotona princeps (American pika) is the source of this 8553-nucleotide messenger RNA. It is a transcript of the gene ANKHD1, whose product is annotated as ankyrin repeat and KH domain containing 1. Bases 382 to 8214 code for a protein of 2610 amino acids. Lineage: Eukaryota; Metazoa; Chordata; Mammalia; Lagomorpha; Ochotonidae. The record is from RefSeq and is a predicted model, not a curated record. The transcript is spliced from 38 exons. Gene Ontology annotation, cellular component: cytoplasm. Gene Ontology annotation, molecular function: protein binding; RNA binding. Gene Ontology annotation, biological process: innate immune response.